Messenger RNA from Arabis nemorensis, 246 nucleotides. NCBI's taxonomy places the organism in Eukaryota, Viridiplantae, Streptophyta, Magnoliopsida, Brassicales, Brassicaceae. The record is from the annotation of a GenBank genome assembly.
AUGGAUAACAGUAGCAGCAUCAAUUCCACCGCUUCUUCCGCAUCCAAUCUCAGCACGACUUCCAUGGAAAAGAUCGAUCAAGCGGCGAGCUGGGUCGGCACCACCGUAAUCUCCGCCUUCUUCGCUUCCCUCGAGCGUUGUUCCUGCGUUAAUCUAUCAACCUCCGAUGAUGAUGACGACGGAGAAGAAGCCCAUAGUCGUCCCCUUGCUCUCUCCGCCGCUCCUCACCCAAACGACAUCGUUUAG